CUUCUCUCAUCUCUCCCUGAUUCUCAGUCGCUCGCAGUAGUUACAAGCAGUUACACACUCUGGACAUCAUCAAAAAAAUUUACAUUAUAUUUUUAUACAAUUAAAUUUUUAUUUAUACAUUUUUUAAAUUCAUUUACAAUUACUUCUAUCAAGUUAAUUAAUAUGACGUAAAUUAGAAAAAUUUAUCAAAGUGAAAUAAUUUCUUUUUUCUUUUUUAAAUUUAAUUAUUAUUUUUAAGUGAUUUCUAAAAUGCGGGAUAAAUUUACAUUUAGUACCGGAGUUUCGGAUUUACACGAUAAUUUACCGAGUAUAUUGGAUACUGGAGAUAAAUUGGAAAUAAAAAAUUUAGAAUUAAAGGAAGAUAACAAUGUGAAUGAUAAAAAUAUUGAUGAAAAAUUAUUGUGUGGUUUGUUUUACUAUCGGCCGUCUUAUUUACAAAAAUUUAGAACAGCAAAAUGGGCAUUAUUUUUCUUGUGUUGGGCUGGUUCAUUGCAAGGAAUUAUUGUUAAUGGAUUUAUCAAUGUUGUUAUAACAACAAUUGAAAAAAGAUUUGAUUUAACUUCUAAACAAACUGGAUUAAUUGCUGGUGGUUAUGAUAUUGCUAGUUUUUUACUUUUGGUUCCUGUUAGUUAUCUUGGAGGUCGAACGAGUGCAUCGAAACCAAAAUACAUUGGCAUAGGUGUUUUAAUCCUCGGAAUUGGAAGCAUACUUUUUGCAUCCCCGCAAUACAUAGCUGGCACAUACAGAACUAUAAAAAAAUCUGAAAAUCUCUGUCAACAAUUAUCAAUACCUGACAACUCUACUCAGUCAAGUUGCGCAUUCGAUGAUAACAACAGUGAAUUUUAUCUUGCUAUUUUUUUCAUUGCACAAUUAAUACAAGGUGCCGGAGCAGCACCUUUUUACACACUGGGUGUUACUUAUCUCGAUGAAAAUGUUUCAAAAAAAAUGUCAUCAGUUUAUUUAGGAAUUUAUUACACAACAGCUGUCAUUGGACCAGCACUUGGCUAUGUAAUCGGUGGUGAAUUAUUAAAAAUUUACACUGAUUUUAUGGUCGUAGAUCCAGCCUCACUUGGAAUGACUUCAGAGAGUAAUGUUUGGAUCGGAGCAUGGUGGAUUGGAUUUGUAGCAAGUGCUGUUAUUUGUUUUAUAAUUGCAAUUCCAAUUUUAGCAUUUCCUGCAGUAUUACCAGGAUCAAAAGAAUUGGCAAAAGAAAAAAUUUCAGAAGCUCAUGAAAAAUCAAAUAGUAAACAAGUUGGUGAUGGAUUUUCAAAUAUCAAAGGACUUCCAAGUGCUUUAAAACAAUUACUAAGUAAUCCAGCUUUUUUCAUGUUGAAUCUUGCUGGUUCAAGUGAGGGUCUAUUGGUUGCUGGUUUUGCUGCAUUUUUACCAAAAUUAAUUGAAAAUCAAUUUAGUGUCAGUGCAAGUUCAGCAGCACUACUAAUGGGAUUAGUAACUGUACCAGCUGGUGGUGGUGGAACAUUUCUCGGUGGCUACUUAGUAAAACGUUGGAAUUUAUCCUGCUCUGGUAUUCUUAAAUUUUGUAUUAUUUCAACUGGUAUUUGUAUUAUUUUCACUGCCUGUUUUGGUCUUACCUGUCCAAACAAUGAUUUUGCUGGAUUAACAGUUCCAUAUAGCCAAAAUUUCAAAGAACCAAUUAAUUUAAAUAGCACAUGUAACAGUGCAUGUGGAUGUACAACAAAAAAAUUCAAUCCAAUUUGUGGAGUUAAUGGUGUGACAUAUUAUUCACCAUGUCAUGCUGGAUGUCAACAAGAAAUAACAAUAAAUGACAUUAAAGUUUAUAAAAAUUGUACGUGUAUUGAUGACACAUCAAAAAAUAUAAUUAAUCAGUCAGGUGAUAUUGUGAUGUAUGAAGCAAUCAACACAAGUUGCAGUACAACAUGUUCAUAUUUAAAAAUAUUUGUAAUAUUGGCAUUUUGUAAUAUGUUGAUGACAUUUAUGUGUACAAUGCCAGCAUUAUCAGCAACAUUGAGAGUUGUUAGAGAUGAAGAAAAAUCAUUUGCACUUGGUAUACAAUGGAUCAAAGUAAGGAUACUUGGUACAAUACCAGCACCAAUAAUAUUUGGUGCAUUAAUUGAUGACACAUGUAUUCUUUGGAAUGAUAAUUCACAAGGACAAGGUGCUUGUCUUGUGUAUGAUAAUUAUUACAUGAGCAGAUAUAUGCUGUCACUUGCAUUUAUUGGUAAAUGUACAUCACUGAUUUUCUUUUUUUUUGCUUGGUGGUGUUAUGUACCACCUGGUACUAUUUCUGGAAGACGAAUUAGUCCUGAUCAAGGUCAACAAUCCAUUGCAACAAUUAUACAUUCUGAAAGCUUACAAAUUGAAUCAAAAUAAAAUUCAAAAAAUUAAAAUUAAUAUACCAAAUUUUUUUAAUGAUUAUUUAUAGUAAAAUUUUUGUUAAUUCAAUAGCUAUUAUUACUCAUACAAGUGUAAGACUGAGUCUGUUAAGUAAGACCAUAUUGAAAAAGGAAAAAAUAUGAUCUUUAAUAAUUUAUGAUAGUUUAAAUAUUAAUAAAUGUUUAUAAUAAAUAAAUUUAAAAAAAAAAAUAGUAUCAUGAUGAGGUAUUAAUAAUUUAAUAAUUGUAAAAAUAAAUUUUACAUUUUUGAUUGUUUUAUUGCAUAAUUUAAAAUCGUUGGUAAAUGAUAAAAUUAUUGUUCACUUUUUUUUAUUUUUUAUUUUACUAAUUAGGUACAUAAUUUUUGUAUUUCAAUUGAAAUUUUUUUAUGAAAAAUAUAUAUACAAAUAUUA
Aphidius gifuensis is the source of this 2767-nucleotide messenger RNA. It is a transcript of the gene Oatp26F, whose product is annotated as solute carrier organic anion transporter family member 4A1. NCBI's taxonomy places the organism in Eukaryota, Metazoa, Arthropoda, Insecta, Hymenoptera, Braconidae. The transcript is spliced from 12 exons. The record is from RefSeq and is a predicted model, not a curated record. Gene Ontology annotation, biological process: transmembrane transport; sodium-independent organic anion transport. Gene Ontology annotation, molecular function: protein binding. Gene Ontology annotation, cellular component: membrane. Bases 250 to 2352 code for a protein of 700 amino acids.